AUGUCUGGCGACACAUCAACAUCCUUGCCUGAACCGGUGCAACAGACGCUUCGCCGCCACGCGAGCGCAAUCCACUAUGCCCUCCGCCACCUCCCCCCGAAGGCCACCACUCCACGGGAUGUUUUGCAGCGGUGGGAAGACGGCUUGAAGAGUGCGGUGCAGGCAAUCAGUGAGAUAUAUCCCGACCAUCACGCGAAUAUCACCAUUCUGCCGAAGCUUGUACUCGGCGCGCUAUACGAGUACGACUACGCCGGCUUCGUGGCCGAACAAGGUGUGCCAUACGUUCCCAAUCCUUGGAACGUCCGGGCGUUCGGGAAGGAGGAUCCCCGGGAGGAAGGCUUUCCCUUCAGCUACCCCAUUUCCGGCGAUGACGACUGGAAGAUCGGCUUCGUGCCCCUGAAGGACCUACAAGAUGGUUGGGUUUUCGAAUGGAAAAGCGGAAAGGAGACGCGAGAUGCUGCCGUCCUCGACUCACAAUUGGGUUGCAGUGGGGACGAUAUCAAGGAUGCGCCGCCGCCAUCUGCUGCGGAGCAGCUGGAGAAGCGUCGACGGGCGAAGGGGAAAUCCGUGGCACGGUCCCCACAACCCAGUGGCUCAGGUGGAGACGACGGUAGCCACGUCCAGGAUGACGUCAAGCGGGGACGCACCCCUGGGCGUGAUGGCCAGGCGAAAAGGCCUGCGCGUGCCCAGCAGUUGGACUACGUGUCUCCCCCCGACACCAACAAGAAGCGCAAACGGCGUGGUGCAGAGAGCGACGGUUCUUCCUAUCAGCAAUUCAAGACAUACUACCCGCUGGCGACGCUCCCGCAGGCAAAGAAGAGCACGAGGCGGCACAGAAUCGCACUCGGACCCGACACAUUGGAAUUCCGGGAUAACGGCUUCAUUCCGUACCCUGUGGGCGCGGUUACGCUCGAUGACACGGACGUUGCGCCAGUGAGGGGAUCCGGAAUGGAACCCAACGACAGCAACAAGCCGAAGGGGCGGCUCUACAACGACAGCGAUGACGAGGAGGGCUUUUUUGAAACCGAAGAAGAAUGGCUGGAGCAGCUGCGUAAAGCGAACGAACCGCAGGGCGAAAAUGCUGGUAUGGAAGACAUUGCGCAGCCGCCGCGCCCUCGCAAGCGGGCGCGAAUCCGCAGCCCGGAUGUGGAGAGCGAAGAAGAUGUGGAGGCGGAGAGCGCGCUGCCAGGACCCUCCGUAGCAAGGUACAACAUUCCAUCUCGAGUCCCAGGACGCGAUUUCUUCGCGAUUCCAGAGUCCACCCUGCCCUCUGUCGACGGGCACAAGCGUUGGGAAGGCAGAGCAGCAUCGCGGCCAGCGACCAUGGCCGACUUGGAGGCGAUUCGCACUGAGAUUGCCAACAACAGCGAGCUGGUGCGACGCACACUUGCACAGAACCAGGGGCUUCAAGAGGACGUUGCCGCGUUGACUGCCAGAGUCCUAGAGCUAGAGCAAGUCAACCAUACACUGAUGACGGCGCCGACGCUUCUCUCGCCUUUCAUGUUCGAUGCGACGGCGGACUUCAACGAACCGCCCCCCUCCACCCCCAUUUUAUGA
Molecule: messenger RNA, 1557 nt
Organism: Epithele typhae
Lineage: Eukaryota; Fungi; Basidiomycota; Agaricomycetes; Polyporales; Epitheliaceae
Exons: 11
Coding region: 1-1557 (518 amino acids)
Source: RefSeq, a predicted model, not a curated record